Molecule: messenger RNA, 1576 nt
Organism: Musca domestica (house fly)
Lineage: Eukaryota; Metazoa; Arthropoda; Insecta; Diptera; Muscidae
Gene: scw
Product: protein screw
Exons: 2
Coding region: 160-1494 (444 amino acids)
Biological process (GO): SMAD protein signal transduction; BMP signaling pathway
Cellular component (GO): extracellular region
Molecular function (GO): growth factor activity; cytokine activity
Source: RefSeq, a predicted model, not a curated record
CACCUUGCCUAUGUGGCGUCAGGUAGACGGUUCGUUCAAAGAGAUACACAUUUUAAGGAAAACCCAAGUAUAAAAUGGAAAUACAUUGAUAAUGAGUUAGUCAAUUGGAAGACUUUUGUCAAAGACUCAACAUUAAAAUAGAUCUCAAAGAAAGGAAAUAUGUUGAAAUUAGAGAAUAUCUUGUUAUAUUUGAUAGCCUUGCGCUCAAUUGAAACUCAUGAUCUGAAAAUCGAUUAUACAAUGGAAACAAUUGAUAGGCUGCCCUUACAAAGCGAUCAUCUGCCAGAACUGACGGGUUAUGAAUUCGAAAUUGUGGAUAUACUAGGACUAGGUCCUGAAAAUCAUGGCCAACCCAAAAUUUCAUUGAAAAACUCCGCCUCCAAGUUUCUUUUGGAAGUGUACAAUGAUAUAACGGAGAAUGAACAAGAAUUGGAUCAUGUGCGACAACACUUAACACGUGGACGGCAGAGAAGAGCCUUGAGAGAUGAACGCUUUAUAACUAAGUACGAUCGAAUGGAAAUCGAAAAAUGCAAUAAUAUUAUCACAUUUUCAAGUAAACAAAUGGUAAGCAAUCCAAAUCUCAUUGCGGAUUUACCCAUUGCUACCGAUAUGCAGAUUGGCUUUAACACGAAUGAUGUGCCACGGGACCUACAAUUGGCACAUUCCGCUUUGCGGCUGUAUCAACAACCAAGUCUGGGAAAAUUUGUACAAAAUACCGAUGUCCAGAGAGCCAUAAUCUCCAUCUAUCAACGAGUUAUGGUACGGAAACAGUACACAGGAGCUUUAAGAAUAUUGGCCUCUGUAAAUACCACCACGGCGUAUAAAGGCUGGUUGGAAUUUAAUAUGACUCGCAUAUUAUCGCGUUGGCUACAACAUAAAUCUUUGCAAAUCGGACGACUGAAUGAACUGUUGGUGGGUGUUACUCUUGAAAUGGAAAAUCCCGCACAUGAAUCAAAAUCCAUAGAAAUACUACCAAGUGAUUUGGGUUUGGUGCAACCAAAUGUUACGGAUGAUAUGAUUGAUUUGCAGCCGUUUAUCAUUGGCUACUUCAAUGGACCCGAGCUGAUGACAAAAAUCCAAAAAUUACGUUUCAAACGUGAAGUCAUUAAACGCAAACGUAAGGCGGCCGAUUACUACAAUAGGCCACCACCCCCACCCGUACAGGAAAUCUAUCGGCUACCAACAUCAUGUGAACGUUUAAAUUUCACCUUGGAUUUCAAUGAUUUACAAAUGCAUGAUUGGGUUAUUGCACCAAAGAAAUUCGAAGCUUUCUUUUGUGGUGGUGAAUGUAAUUUUCCGUUGGGCUCAAAAAUGAAUGCCACAAAUCAUGCAAUAGUCCAGACACUGAUGCAUUUGAAACAACCGAAUUUACCGAAACCCUGUUGUGUACCAACUGUAUUGGGCUCCAUAUCGAUAUUGCAUUAUUUAAAUGAGGAUAGUGUAAAUUUAAGUAAAUAUCCACAAAGUGUGGCUAAGGAAUGUGGGUGUCACUAAUCGCCGGGGUGGAGGAAUGUAUUUACUUUGUAUUAAAUUAUUAUAUAUUUAACUUUUUUAGAAACUUUUUGAUUAGAUAAAU